Drosophila subobscura is the source of this 2705-nucleotide messenger RNA. RefSeq lists its product as uncharacterized. The coding region runs from base 120 to 2351 and encodes 743 amino acids. The record is from RefSeq and is a predicted model, not a curated record. The transcript is spliced from 5 exons. NCBI's taxonomy places the organism in Eukaryota, Metazoa, Arthropoda, Insecta, Diptera, Drosophilidae.
UACCAUUAAAACAACAACAACAAAAACAACAACAAUAACCCCCCACCACACCGCACACACAACAACACACGGACUUGACGCACUGGCAGCGCACUUUAUACACCGCGGAGGUGACACGCAUGAAGGAGAAGCAGGAGCGGGAGGCGGCACACGCCAAAGCGGAACUGGAGGCCAUUACAUGCCAGAACACCAAAUUCGAGGAGCAUACAAGGAAGCUCUCGAAUCAGAUUGUUCGCUUAAACGAAAGGAUUCUCGAGCAGCAGAAGCAGCAUGCGAUAACCACCACACAGCUGCGCCACAUGCAGGCCACCGCUACCUCAGAAGCCACCAGAUCAUCAUCUUCACUUUCCACACUGACUGUCUCGGGCAGCGCAACCACAGCGAGCACGGCCACAGCCGCCACCGAGGAUUGGCAGCCAUUCAAGCGUCCCUCUGCACCCUCCUCAAAUCUGGCAAUGGAAGAUGAAGAGGGGGAGGUAUUCAACAACACAUAUUUGACGGACCUAAAGCUGGGUCGUGUGCCAGAUAUAACCAGGGCCGAGGAGCUAAACUAUCGAAACUCGCUGCAACCGCCGCAUCUGAGGAGCACCUACGCGGCCCAAUACGAUGUGGGAAGCCAAGAUGAAGAUCUCAAAGACGGACCACAUAGUCUGGACGACAGCAUGAGUGCCCUGCUCAGCUCCUCGGCAAGCACUGGGGCCCGCAAGAAGACAAUGGGCACCCACUAUAAGCGUCCUGGUCCGCCCACGCCCAGCAAGAACGGUGGCCGCUUGUCCUUUGGCAGCUCAGAGCCGCCACGUGAGAUACUGCGCGAGACUUGUGAGAACAACGGCAACUCCAAGACACCCACACGCUUCAAGAUGUUCACCUCGCGCUUUAGCAUUGGCAGUAGCACCAGCGGCAGCAGUGGCCUGCCCCGUGAUGAGCGGCCGCUACGUCGUAAGCGGCCGAAUCUAUUGACUGGCAUGCAGCGCCGCAGACUGCAGCUACGUCAGCCAUCAAGUCCCUUCUGCACCUCAACGCCACGCAAGAGCCGCUCCUACUACGAUCAGAGACGUCUGAUAUGUGCCAGUGAUGCGGUCUCAGAGCAUUGUGACGAUGAAGAAGACGAAGAAGUAGUUAACAAGCAGGAGCAAGAGCAGGAGCAGGAGCAGGAGCAGGAGAUUGUGGCCGAAGAGCUAGAGGAGGACGGCACACCGCAUUUGUCUAACACUGCACUUUUGGCCAUUAACCGUGGAACGACCCGCAGGCUCAGCAGCGAUCCGCGAAUCAGUACGCCCAGUUCAGGGUCCACUCCCCAUGUGGGUAGGCGGAAAUAUCGAAACGGACGCGUUUCCCUUUGUCUGCACGGCAACAUCUUUGCCAAGAGCCGGCCGCUGGCAAAAAUCCCAGCAGGAAAUCUCAAACAGCAGCGCACAAAGCUGAAACAGCAGCGGUUAAAUCGUUUCGAUCAGGGAAGGCACCUCCACGAGUCCCCAGUGGCGGGUGCGGGCAAUCUCCACCAACAGUCACCUAUCCCAGGCAGUCUUCUCAGGCAACAUCACGCACCGACGAAUGUCACCUAUCAGCUGCUGCAGCCGCUGGCCCGCUGCGACAACAAUAACUACAGUCCGCACAAUCGCAACGAAGUGCAGCACCAGCAGCUGCUCCUGAAGAUGGGUCAAACGGUGGUGCUAAAGCCAAAGGAUCAGAUUCUCGAGGAUGGAUUAAUGCCAGCAGCUGCCACAUUCAAUGUCAGUGAGAGUGACACAACAGAUACUUGGCACAACCAGCAGAGAACAUCCAGGGAGAGCAUUCAGACCUGGUUGACCGAAUAUACCGGAGAGAACGAAGACGAGAUCGCAAUCGAGGAUGAGGAUAUCCAUGGCGGCCAAUUCGAGCGGCUGUGCAGGGAAAAAGAGUCGACGGCACCAUUUGAACUCCAGCCGCUGCACUACAGAGAACAGGAGGAGCAUCGAAUGGUCAGGUCGGUGAGGCCGGUCAACAUUACGGGCACACACAGCGCGUGCACGACCAAUGCCAGCUGUGCAACAAAUCUGACCAGUGCCUCGUCGCGAAAGUCCUGUACAAUCUACUCCUUGGGGCACGUACACUCGGAGCCGCUGCCGACGGUGACCAUCACGAAUGUGGAGCAGCGGGUGGUGCACCAGGAGCCAAGAAUUCAGAAGCUGACGCUGCGUGAUAUGUGGCACGCUCUCUGUCGCCUCAAUCUUUCCGGCCAACUGAUUGUUAGCCUGGCGCUGCAAGUAAUCGUGAUGCUGUGCUCUCAGGUGUCGGACAGAAUGGCCCUGGGUGUCAUCACUGCCAUGGGAUUGAUUCUUGUGGUUAUUUCGCGGAGCUGUGGCAAGUAGAUAAGGCCAGAGGGAGGGUCGCAUACCAGGAAGAAAGACACACACACACAACAACAACAAGAAAAUCUUAUUGAAUAAAAUAAUCGAACAUUCACAUAAUCGAACAUUAAUGAAAAGUCUCCGCUUUAUUUUUGUUCCAUUCACAGAAUUCGCCGCCAAAGCGCCGCCUUAGCAAUAUGUUCAAGAGGAAAUAAAUGUAAAUAAAUGUCGUCGAUUUAUGUAUGUACAAAGAAAAGUCCGAAACCAAACUAGAAUUAACACAUAAAGAAUAUAAGCAAUGAAAUGCAUUAAGCAUUUCAUUAUUAUUAUAAUUUAUUUUUUUUGUACACUAAAAGUCACACGAAAGCCUGAAGA